CACCAGAAGACUCCGUCACCGGCCCUUCUCCGGAUUACCGGAUCCAAGGGGUACAAUUAUAUAGUUACGCGAGAGGAGACUUUACGGCGCUCACAGAUUAUAGAAUGGGUCUGCUAUCGCUUCUGCGUAAGUUGAGACCGAAUCCGGAGAAGGAGGCCCGCAUCCUGCUCCUGGGCCUGGACAACGCGGGAAAGACCACGAUCCUGAAGCAACUGGCCUCGGAGGACAUAACCACGGUGACGCCCACGGCAGGAUUUAAUAUCAAGUCCGUGGCAGCCGAUGGUUUCAAGCUCAAUGUUUGGGAUAUUGGUGGUCAGUGGAAGAUCAGGCCAUAUUGGAAGAACUACUUUGCCAAUACAGAUGUGCUGAUUUACGUGAUCGACUGCACGGAUCGGGCUCGACUUCCUGAAGCGGGCAGCGAACUGUUCGAGAUGCUAAUGGACAAUCGGUUGAAGCAGGUUCCCGUGCUCAUUUUCGCCAACAAGCAGGACAUGCCGGAUGCGAUGAGUGCCUCCGAGGUGGCGGAGAAGAUGAGCCUGGUGCAACUGCAGGGAAGGACUUGGGAGAUCAAGGCCUGCACCGCCGUGGAUGGCACUGGCCUCAAGGAGGGAAUGGACUGGGUCUGCAAGAACAUGAAGAAGUAGCCUAAGCCAUCAUUACACUCGCCUGUUAAGUUGUCCCUAAGUUAAAGAAUAAACACUAUACGUAAAUAUUAUCUCAUUAUUAUAAACCAAGUUUUUAAAAUCGUAAAAACGACUGUAUUUUUAUGUCAACUACUAUUGCUCUCUAAAUAAAGAAAUUGAAAACAACAAA
Drosophila ficusphila is the source of this 813-nucleotide messenger RNA. Its product is annotated as ADP-ribosylation factor-like protein 3. The coding region runs from base 105 to 644 and encodes 179 amino acids. The record is from RefSeq and is a predicted model, not a curated record. Gene Ontology annotation, biological process: cilium assembly. Gene Ontology annotation, molecular function: GTPase activity; GTP binding. Gene Ontology annotation, cellular component: microtubule cytoskeleton; cytoplasm. The transcript is spliced from 4 exons. NCBI's taxonomy places the organism in Eukaryota, Metazoa, Arthropoda, Insecta, Diptera, Drosophilidae.